AAUAACAGAAACACAGGCAUGUAAUAAAGAGGCGAAAAAUAUACCCUAUGAAAAAAAUCGUGAAAUGCAAAAUGAGACAAAGCGCGGGAGGUUUUUAGAACACUUCCCGCCAACAAAACCCCUAAACAACUUCAGACCCUUAUGCAAUCCCCAUUUCCCAACUCUCCUACUUUCAUCCCAUCAAUCUAUCUUCUUCUUCGCAAUCACUGAUUUAUUUUGAUCAUCUGCUUACUCGUAAUCCAACUUGUUCGGCCCCCAAAUUUCCCAAUCAAGCAUUUAAUAGUGAUUUCUACCCACUUUUUGUUUUUGGUUAAACCCUAAUUUGUAGGUCUCCGAAAUUAUUCAACAAUGAAUACAGAAGGGUUGUCAGUAAUUUGUGGUGGGCUUGGGUCAAUUGAGGAGAAUGAGGGGAGUGUUUAUUACUCCAGAGAUGAUUACUGUUUAGAUAAUUUGAAGGAUUUGUUGAGGUUUUUGCGGCGUGAUGAUCCGACAACUCGGGAUGUGUUUAAACAAGUGUGUAAAUGGGAUAUUGUUUCAAAGAAUUUGAUACCCAUUAUUGAGCAUUGUCAAGAUGAUCGCAAUUUGGUCUUAAAUGCAGUGAAAGUUUUGGUGUUUCUUACUAUGCCUUUGGAGGUUACUUCAAAGGAUUUUAAUGAGCAGCUUGAAUACCUUUGGGGCAUUAAGUUUGCUAUAUCUAUAAGCGAUGUGGUUGCCGUGAUCGUCUCGUUGUUGGAGAAGCCACUUGAAAAUUUAGAAUGUAAGGCGUUCUCAGAGGAUGAUUGGAAGCUGAUCCAACUGGUUUUGACACUAUUCCGGAAUAUUUUAGCUGUGCAAGACAUCUCAGCACAUCAAAAGGCGUCAGGUUCCGCAAGUUUAUAUUUAUCCUUGCGAGAUGAUUUCUUAGACCUAUUGUUCAGAGAAAAUGUUAUGGAUUUGAUUAUCAUUAUAACUCAGCAUGUUGGUGGCUCUUGUCGGUAUCUUCGGCAUGACAACUUGCUCUUGUUAGAAAUAUAUCAUCACAUAUUUACAGGUCAAGAUGCAGAGUUGAUUGCUAAAAUCUGCCUGGAGGAAUCAAAGGUUGAUGGAGAAGCCAAACCUUGUCUUGAAAGUCUUAAAUGUAUUAUGCAAGAGGAAACAGAAAAGAGAAAACAUUCCAGACUGCAUGCUAGUCGGCACUCAAAGUUUAGUGGAGCCUUUACACGACUUACCUUGGAUGGUUCUAAAACAAUGUGCAUGGGCAUGCCUAUUUCUGCAUCUUGUGAUACUAAACUGCUGAAAUCAGAGAAAGUCCACCGUGGUCACAAAAAAAAAAUUGUGAAAGAUUACACUCGACUUCCCACCACAAAACGAAGCAUUUUGGAGAGGCUUCUUGACUUUCUAAACCAGUUUCUAACUGGGGGAUACAAUGUGCUGAUGCAAUCCAUUGCCCAUGAUAUUGAGAAGGAGCACCAUGCGAUACAAACCAGUGAUGUGCAAAUGUUCUUUCACCUUGCUCAGUUUGUUACAUUUUUUCAGUAUCAUAAAUCCCAGCUGACAAAGCUAAAUACAGAUGUCAGCAAUGAUUCUUCUCUCAAUGAUGAUGAUGAUGAUAGCACAUGGUUUAAAGGUGAUAUAUGUGGGCCUAUUGCAGCAACCAUGAACGAUUCAAUGUUUAUAUUGGUAAUAGCAAAGUGGCAAUUAGCUUUUGAAGGCUUGAAGGAAACAAAGAACAAUGCAUUUUUGUCAAUAUCGGGAUCUCUCAUGAAAACUAUGAUCCGGAUGUUGGAUUUGGUGCUCAAGAUGAUGCCUGAAAAAUCCAGAGAACCACAAACUGCUCGUAUCAUACUUUACAAGUUGUUCUAUGAUCAAACUGAUCAAGGGUUGACCAAAUUCCUUUUGAAUAUGUUCCGAUCAUUUAAUGCUCAUAAACAGCCUAAAAGUGAUCUUGCUGAUUUGGUGGAGAUAAUUCAUGUAGUUAUAAGGCUAAUGGAGAAGCUGCAAGCACAUGGCACAUUAAGGGUCGCCAAAAAAUCUAGGAAGGUAAGAAGGAAAAAGGAUCAGAAAAUUUCAGAAAGCAAAGUUGUUGGUGAUGAUGCCACAAUUCUGAAUGGAAUCCAGCCCUCCAAUAACGAAGAACUUUUUCCUGACACUGGAAAUGGUAAUAAUGAAAGGUUGAAUGAGACAAACUGUGACGGAAAAGAAAAUGAUAAUAUUAAUGGUUGCAGUCAAGUUGAUGAGACUAAGUUAUCUAGGGAUGAGGGACAAAACUCUGAUGGCAGUCUCCCAGUAGGUGAUCACACAGAAUCUGAUCAAAUUCAUGACCCAGUAGGUGAUCACACAGAAUCUGAUCAAAUUCAUGACCCAGUGGGUGAUCACACAGAAUCUGAUCUAAUUCAAGACCCAGUAGGUGAUGGAGAAUCAAAUCCAAUAAAUGAGCCACUGGGUGAUCAGAAAGAAUCUAAUGAAAUUAAUGACAACUUUGUUGCCACGGGAGCAGAUGAUUGUGAUUCCUCUGCAGAUGAGCAAAUUACUGCAACAAAUGAAGUCGAUUUUAAGAUGACUUCCUUGCUAUUCUCAUUGGCAAAUAGUUCCAUCAUUAGUAACCUCUGUUGUUUGUUGAAGAAUUACAAGAGUAAUUCUACUGCAACAAACCACUACAUUUUAUGCUUGCUCAGGAGGAUUUCAGAUGAUUUGGAUCUUGCUCCUAUGCUGUAUCAGCUGUCCUGCCUCGUCAUAUUCUAUGAUAUCCUAAAUGAACAUAAGGAAAACCCACGUAAAGAGUAUGAGAACAUUGCGCAGUUUCUGACUAGUCUUAUAAGGAGAAUGUUGAGAAAAAUGAAGGAUCAACCCCUUCUCUUUGUGGAUGUAUUAUUUUGGAAGACACGGAAAGAUUGCCAUUAUAUCAAUGUUGAAUCUAUCCAACGUGAAAUUGGUGAAAUGAAGAAGGAAGUUAAGAAUUGGGGUCAUGGUGAUGAUACUGGUCCAUCACAACGCAAGGAAUAUUCUCGUAAAAGCUUAGCAGAUGCACUUGGAGAUGACGAAUAUGAUGUUAGCAUCCCCAAUCAACCUCAUUUUGAGAAGGAUGAAGAUUCUGAUGAAGCUGCAGGAGAGGUCAUUCACAGCUAUGGUCUUAAAGAUAAAACAAUAAUAGACAAUUCAUUGGAGAGUGAUUUUCAAGGGGACGUAAAUAGGAAGAAAAGACUGGUUCUCAGUGAUAAGCUGGAGGAAGAGAUAAGGAGUCUUUAUGAGAAGUAUAAGGACAAUUUAAACUGUACUCAACUUAUCGCAGAAGCUCUUGAUCCUAAUGGUAAUGUCUCUCCAGCUCAAGUUUCCCGCAAAUGUAAAAAACUAGGAUUACAACUUCCUUCGAAAAAGAGCAGCAUGGCUCAUCUUUCUAAUGAUAAUGAUCAAGACAAGGAAGGCAGACCAGAAAUAGACAGCACUCUUCAGGACUUAACUCAUGCAGAUGGGCCCUCUUAUCUGGGGAAACCAAUGCAAGCUAGGAAGAGAGUUCGUGCCAUGGAUGAAAAGCAGGAGCUGAAAAUUAGAAGUCUAUUUGAACAUUUCAAAGAUCAUAAGAGGUGCAGCCACAUGAUCGCAAAAGAACUUGACCCUGAUGGAGCAGUGACUGCUGCUCAAGUUUCUCGUAAACUCAAGAAACUUGGUUUACGCACUUCUCGAAUGAAAGGUGAAGUAAACAGACAAAAGAUGGAUGAAGCUUCUACAGACGGAGAAGAUGAUAUAGACGAUCUAACUCUGUCUGCUGUUAGGAAAAGGAGUAAGAACAGGGUGGAUGCUUCAUCUGAAAAGGAGUUGGGCAAUUUGAAAUAUAAUGUUCAAUCACCAGGGUCCACUUCAGAUGAUGAACAAGUACUUGGCUCUAUUUUAAAGAAACGGAAAAUGAAAAGGGUUCAGGCAGAGCCAGAAGACAAGUUUGCCAGUGCUUCAACUAACCAGGAGGAUAUCGCUGGAGAAGAUUCCAGCAAUCAAGUUCCUCAAAGUUUGGAAGAAAGGGAUGAAAUUGGGGAAGCUGUGGAUGUAAAUGUUGGUGUUAAAAGGCUUAACAUCCCUCAUAGCAGUUCAGCACAUCAAGCUGUUAGGUCCAGUGAUUGGGGUGAGGGAGGUAAUCAGCAAAAGUACGACGACCUAUCUGAAUCUGGGAUUGGUACCUCAAAUCAUGGGUUCUCUGGCAGCAAUCCAGAAAAUGAAGCUACUCCUGACACCAGUAAUGAUAAGAGAGGUCUUAUGCUGGAUGAAGAUGUUAAAACUAUCCAAAAUGUGCUUAAUUAUAGUGAAUUGGAAGAUUCAGGGGAUGAACUGGCACCUAGUGCAUCACCUGAGAGUUCUGUAAAGAGAAGGCGGCUCAGGGUAGUGAUGGAUUUUGAUGAUGAUGAUGAGUAGGAUUCUAUUUAAAACUUGUAAUCAAUGUAAAUUAACAUUUGAUUGAUGCAAACUGAUGUAGUAAUAGCUGUUAUAUAGUCUGUAGUCUUUGACCCGAGCCAAUUUCAUAAUAUUGUUUAUAUAAAUCUAUUGCUCAAUAUUUUUUUAA
Messenger RNA from Chenopodium quinoa (quinoa), 4528 nucleotides. RefSeq names its product protein timeless homolog. The record is from RefSeq and is a predicted model, not a curated record. Lineage: Eukaryota; Viridiplantae; Streptophyta; Magnoliopsida; Caryophyllales; Amaranthaceae. Gene Ontology annotation, biological process: DNA replication checkpoint signaling; DNA repair; replication fork arrest. Gene Ontology annotation, cellular component: replication fork protection complex. Gene Ontology annotation, molecular function: DNA binding.